AUGGUAAAUAGGAGCAUGUUGAUGUCCUUGAAUUAUCCUUCUUUUCUGGUUGGUGUUAUCUUUAGAAACAGAACGCAUACUCAAUACAGAACAAGAUCGUCGAAUUCGAGUAUAUCUUCAGUUUUUCUGACUGAUGAUAGUGGAAACUUUGAGGAACCAAGAUCGUCAAAUUCUUGCAUCAUGCUAAGCCAACAAAACACUAUUGGUGUUAUAGGAGGAGUAUCAGUUCUAUCAACUCUUGUUUUCUUAGAAAAAGUAGCUUGUUGGAGUUCAAGGAAUGGUAAACAAUGUCCACCUUUUGUUGUCUGCAGUGAUCCUGUGUUGAGCAAGGCACUUUCGUUACACGGUUCUUUUCCUUCUACAAGGAACCGAAUGGACCACAUAAAAUUGAAUCAAGAGUUGAUGAUUCAGAAUUUGCGGCACAAGAGAAACAUUCUUCAUCAAUCCGGAGCCCGCGGUUUGGCCUUGCCUUGUCAUCUGUCACAUGCUUGGCACAGUGAAAUUUCACAAGACAGUUCUCUACCUAUUCUUCAUGUUGGUGACUGUGUGGCAAUGGAACUCAAGAAUGCUAAGAUGAAGCCAAUUCAUGCUGCGAAUACCGUGAGGAUUGGACUUCUCACUACUGAUUCAUCCUUUGUAGUUUGUUAUUACAAGGAUAAGCUUCAAAGUCAGGGUUUUGAAGUAGUAUUGCUAGACAAAGAGACCGAGGAACACAUACUAAUUCCUGCAAUGGAGGCUUUGCAGAGAAAAGACAUAGAAGGUGCAAGGAAUUUGCUGAGAAUUGCAAUCCAUGUUCUUUUGGUUAGGGGAGUGAAUGUGGUGAUUCUGGCAUCUGAUGAUUUGCUAGGGAUUCUCCCUCACGAUGAUCCUAUUCUUAGGAAGUGUAUAGAUCCCAUGGAUGCUUUGGCUAGAUCAAUUAUAAACUGGGCAGAAACAACAGCAAAGAUACCUGGGGGAUUUUAG
Molecule: messenger RNA, 963 nt
Organism: Vicia faba (fava bean)
Lineage: Eukaryota; Viridiplantae; Streptophyta; Magnoliopsida; Fabales; Fabaceae
Source: the annotation of a GenBank genome assembly